UAGCUCCCGCCCCCCCCCGGCCCCCUCCCCGGAACCGGCGGACUAGCAGCGGCCGCCGAGCAGUGGAGCGGCCACCGCAGCGCGGAGCCGCCGGCAUGAGCGCCCCGCGCCGCCACGCGUCCCGGGCCCGGCCUUUCUGACAAGAGGAGUGAGAGGAUUGCUGUUAUACUACAAUCAUGGUGCAAAAAUACCAGUCACCAGUGAGGGUGUAUAAACACCCCUUUGAAUUAGUUAUGGCUGCCUAUGAAAGGAGGUUCCCUACAUGUCCUUUGAUUCCAAUGUUCGUGGACAGUGACACUGUGAAUGAAUUUAAGAGUGAAGAUGGGGCUAUUCAUGUUAUUGAAAGGCGCUGCAAACUGGAUGUGGAUGCACCCAGACUGUUGAAGAAGAUUGCAGGAGUUGAUUAUGUUUAUUUUAUACAAAAAAACUCACUGAAUUCUCGGGAACGUACUUUGCACAUUGAGGCCCAUAAUGAAACGUUUUCUAAUCGGGUCAUCAUUAACGAACACUGCUGCUACACCGUUCACCCUGAAAAUGAAGAUUGGACCUGUUUUGAACAGUCUGCAAGUUUAGAUAUUAAAUCUUUCUUUGGUUUUGAAAGUACAGUGGAAAAAAUAGCAAUGAAACAAUAUACCAGCAACAUCAAAAAAGGAAAAGAGAUCAUUGAAUACUACCUUCGGCAGUUAGAAGAAGAAGGCAUAACCUUUGUACCCCGUUGGACUCCACCUUCCAUCACUCCCUCUUCAGAGACAUCAUUGUCAUGCAAGAAACAAGCUGCUUCAAUGGCUGUCAUCAUCCCAGAUGCUACCCUCAAGGAAGGGCUGGGCGGUGAGGCCCUCAGUAACCCCGCAGGGGCACCCGAGUCUGUGGUGGGAACUCCAGAUGACAAACUAGAUGCAGACUACAUCAAGAGAUACCUGGGUGAUUUGACUCCACUGCAGGAGAGCUGCCUCAUUAGACUUCGCCAGUGGCUCCAGGAAACCCACAAGGGCAAAAUCCCAAAAGAUGAGCAUAUUCUUCGGUUCCUACGUGCUCGGGAUUUUAAUAUUGACAAAGCCAGAGAGAUUAUGUGUCAGUCUUUAACAUGGCGGAAGCAACACCAGGUAGACUACAUUCUUGAUACCUGGAACCCUCCCCAGGUCCUUCAGGAUUACUAUGCAGGAGGCUGGCAUCAUCAUGACAAAGAUGGGCGGCCUCUCUAUGUGCUCAGGCUGGGGCAGAUGGACACCAAAGGCUUGGUGAGGGCCCUUGGAGAGGAGGCCCUGCUGAGAUACGUGCUCUCCAUCAAUGAAGAAGGGCUAAGGCGAUGUGAAGAAAAUACAAAAGUCUUUGGUCGGCCUAUCAGUUCAUGGACCUGCCUGGUGGACCUGGAGGGGCUGAACAUGCGCCACUUGUGGAGACCUGGUGUCAAAGCCCUGUUGCGGAUCAUCGAAGUGGUGGAGGCCAACUACCCUGAGACGCUGGGCCGCCUUCUCAUCCUUCGGGCGCCCAGGGUAUUUCCUGUCCUCUGGACACUGGUUAGUCCGUUCAUUGAUGACAACACCAGAAGGAAAUUCCUCAUUUAUGCAGGAAACGACUACCAGGGUCCUGGAGGCCUGCUGGAUUACAUCGACAAGGAGAUCAUUCCAGAUUUCUUGAGUGGGGAGUGCAUGUGUGAAGUGCCAGAGGGUGGGCUGGUUCCCAAAUCCCUGUACAGGACUGCGGAAGAGCUGGAAAACGAAGACCUCAAGCUCUGGACUGAGACCAUCUACCAGUCUGCGAGUGUUUUCAAAGGAGCCCCGCACGAGAUUCUCAUUCAGAUUGUGGAUGCCUCUUCAGUGAUCACUUGGGAUUUUGAUGUGUGCAAAGGGGACAUUGUCUUUAACAUCUAUCACUCCAAGAGGUCGCCACAGCCACCUAAAAAGGAGUCCCUGGGGGCCCACAGCAUCACUUCUCCAGGCGGGAACAACGUGCAGCUCAUAGACAAAGUGUGGCAGCUGGGCCGUGACUACAGCAUGGUCGAGUCGCCUCUGAUUUGCAAAGAAGGAGAAAGCGUGCAGGGCUCCCAUGUGACAAGGUGGCCGGGCUUCUACAUCCUGCAGUGGAAAUUCCACAGCAUGCCAGCAUGUGCUGCAACCAACCUGCCCCGUGUGGAUGACGUGCUGGCCUCCCUGCAGGUCUCCUCUCACAAGUGCAAAGUGAUGUACUACACUGAAGUGAUCGGGUCUGAAGAUUUCAGAGGUUCUAUGACCAGCCUGGAGUCCAGCCACAGCGGGUUCUCCCAGCUGAGCGCUGCCACCACCUCUUCCAACCAGUCUCACUCCAGCUCCAUGAUUUCCAGGAGCUUUCUAUCCUCAGAGCCCAGAUAGUCCUUCUAGGCACUAGAGGGUAUUUUGGAAACUGAAUGGCGAUUUUGCUGACAGCUACCAAGAAAGCGCUUCACUCAACAGUCCACAUGUGCCCAGAGAUGAUUAUAGGACUGUCUGACUUGCAGCCAUGUCCCCACCCCGCCCCAGGCCGAAGAUCAGUUCUUUUUAAGUUGAUUCAGAAAUGGCACUGUUUUCUCCCCAAAGAGUUUAACGCAUCUUUAAGAGUUCAAAGCACAUGACUGCACAGAUGCUCACAGGGUUUUCUCAGGAGUGACACAACACCUGAUUCUCCUCGUAGGAGAAUGAGGGGCAUGUGUGGUUUGAUUAGGCAGAUCAUGGUAUGUCGCUCCUCUUAGUGCCCUUCACUCUUUUUAAAAUGCUGCUGUCAUUUCCCUUUUUCCAGUACUAAUGAUUCUAUUGGUUUUUCCCUCUUAUUACUACUGUCUUAAUUCAUUUUCCUUCCUAAAUUCAUUAUUUGCAUAUCAAAUUCUGUACAUGUUUUAUAAACAUAUUACCUCAUUCUUGGUAAU
Cynocephalus volans (Philippine flying lemur) is the source of this 2878-nucleotide messenger RNA. It is a transcript of the gene SEC14L1, whose product is annotated as SEC14 like lipid binding 1. Gene Ontology annotation, biological process: negative regulation of RIG-I signaling pathway. Gene Ontology annotation, cellular component: cytoplasm; cytosol. The record is from RefSeq and is a predicted model, not a curated record. NCBI's taxonomy places the organism in Eukaryota, Metazoa, Chordata, Mammalia, Dermoptera, Cynocephalidae. Gene Ontology annotation, molecular function: RIG-I binding. The coding region runs from base 177 to 2348 and encodes 723 amino acids. The transcript is spliced from 18 exons.